GAUUGCAGUAUCCGCUGUUGCUGCUGCCUUCAGUCCUGCCCCUGCUGCUACCUGGUCCUGUCUUACUGCAUCCUAGGAAAGCCACGUUGGCCUUCCUUGGCCCAGUGGAUUUUCAAAAGCAGCCCUUCGGUUUAGGGGGGGCUGUAGGAGAUCUUGCCUUUCACUCACACGGGAGAAAACUGGAGCUCGUAAGAGGAGAAUCUGGCAGCUGGACACAGCUCGGACUGCAUUGUCUGGCUUCAUGACCCCUGCUGUGUAGCCAGCUCAUCUCUUCACUCUCACACGCACACACUUUCCUUGCUCUCCCCCACCCCCACCCCUCCUUUUUUUCCUUCUAAUUUUUUAAAAAGCAGCUUCUGGAGCCAGCCAUGUUUGGCACUGAAUCUUCAUUGAGUAUGUUUUUGAAUACUUUAACACCGAAGUUCUACGUGGCCCUGACAGGCACUUCUUCACUAAUAUCGGGGCUUAUUUUGAUAUUUGAAUGGUGGUAUUUUCGCAAGUAUGGAACAUCUUUCAUUGAACAAGUCUCAGUAAGCCACUUGCGCCCCCUUCUGGGAGGGGUUGACAAUAACUCUUCCAACAAUUCUAACUCCAGUAAUGGGGACUCCGAUUCCAAUAGGCAAAGUGUCUCAGAAUGCAAAGUAUGGCGAAAUCCACUAAAUUUAUUUAGGGGUGCUGAAUAUAAUCGGUAUACAUGGGUGACAGGACGAGAGCCUUUGACUUACUAUGACAUGAAUCUCUCUGCCCAGGAUCACCAAACAUUCUUUACUUGUGACUCAGACCAUCUACGUCCUGCAGAUGCAAUAAUGCAGAAAGCCUGGAGAGAGAGAAAUCCCCAAGCUAGAAUUUCUGCUGCUCAUGAAGCCUUGGAGAUAAAUGAAAUUAGGUCCAGAGUUGAAGUUCCCCUAAUUGCUUCCUCUACCAUCUGGGAGAUAAAAUUGUUACCAAAGUGUGCAACUGCUUAUAUUCUCUUGGCUGAAGAGGAAGCAACAACCAUUGCUGAAGCUGAAAAGCUGUUUAAGCAGGCCCUGAAGGCUGGAGAUGGCUGUUACCGGCGUUCUCAGCAGCUACAACAUCAUGGAUCCCAGUAUGAAGCUCAACAUAGACGAGAUACCAAUGUCUUGGUCUACAUCAAAAGAAGGCUAGCAAUGUGUGCCAGAAGACUCGGGAGGACCAGGGAAGCAGUGAAAAUGAUGAGAGAUUUAAUGAAGGAAUUUCCUCUCCUGAGCAUGUUCAACAUCCACGAAAACCUUUUAGAAGCUCUUCUGGAACUACAAGCAUAUGCUGAUGUUCAGGCAGUCUUAGCAAAGUAUGAUGACAUAAGCUUACCAAAGUCGGCAACAAUAUGCUACACAGCCGCCUUGCUCAAAGCAAGAGCUGUCUCUGACAAAUUCUCUCCAGAGGCUGCAUCUCGACGGGGGCUGAGCACAGCAGAGAUGAAUGCAGUAGAGGCCAUUCAUAGAGCUGUGGAAUUCAAUCCUCAUGUGCCAAAAUACCUACUAGAAAUGAAAAGCUUAAUCCUACCCCCAGAACACAUCUUGAAGAGAGGAGACAGUGAAGCAAUAGCAUAUGCAUUCUUCCAUCUUGCGCACUGGAAGAGAGUAGAAGGGGCUUUGAAUCUUUUGCAUUGUACGUGGGAAGGCACCUUUCGGAUGAUCCCUUAUCCCUUGGAAAAGGGGCAUCUAUUUUAUCCAUAUCCAAUCUGUACAGAAACAGCAGACCGAGAGCUGCUUCCCUCUUUCCAUGAAGUCUCAGUUUACCCAAAGAAGGAGCUCCCUUUCUUUAUCCUCUUUACUGCUGGAUUGUGUUCUUUCACAGCCAUGCUGGCCCUCCUGACACAUCAGUUCCCAGAACUUAUGGGGGUCUUCGCAAAAGCCUUCCUCAGCACUCUGUUUGCACCCUUGAACUUUGUCAUGGAGAAAGUCGAGAGCAUCCUGCCCUCCAGUCUGUGGCACCAGCUGACUCGGAUCUGAGGGAAGCGCGUCCUUCCCUCUCCCACCGGCUGGCUGCCGCUGUCGCCUCUGUGCCAACGCACCGUGGUCCGUGAGAAAGCAUGACUUUGACAAAGGGAAGCCAUUCCGAGAUUUUUAAAUGUUCAUGAACUGUUCCAUAUUAAAAACUGUUUUUGUUGUACAAAAUUCAUUGAUGUUCAGUUCUAUUUUAUUUUGCCUCCCAAAAAAAAGAAGAAAAAAAAGUUUAAAAAAAUCAAAUAAAAUUUUGUGUAUUGCA
Molecule: messenger RNA, 2229 nt
Organism: Dipodomys spectabilis (banner-tailed kangaroo rat)
Lineage: Eukaryota; Metazoa; Chordata; Mammalia; Rodentia; Heteromyidae
Gene: St7
Product: suppression of tumorigenicity 7
Exons: 16
Coding region: 369-1973 (534 amino acids)
Source: RefSeq, a predicted model, not a curated record